Didymodactylos carnosus is the source of this 2199-nucleotide messenger RNA. Lineage: Eukaryota; Metazoa; Rotifera; Eurotatoria; Philodinida; Philodinidae. The record is from the annotation of a GenBank genome assembly.
AUGAACUUGUAUGAAGAUGAAAUUAAUACAUUAAUUGCACAAAUGACUCCGGAAGAAAAGGUGGGCCAAAUGACACAAGUUACAAUCGAUUUAAUAUUAAAGAACCCAAAUGCAUUGGCGGAUUUAACCGAAGUUGAUGCAAAUAAAUUAAAUGACACUGUACACAAAUACAAAGUUGGAUCAAUUUUGAAUGUUGCUGCAGGUGGCGCUUACAGUCUUAACAAAUGGCAUGAGAUCAUCAAACAAGUUCAAGACUCUGCUAAUAAAACACGAUUACAAAUUCCGAUUCUGUAUGGGAUUGAUAGUAUCCAUGGAGCUAAUUAUAUUCAGAAUGCUCUUUUAUUUCCACAAGCAAUCGGAUUAGCUGCAACGUUCAAUCCUGAACUUGCACAUGAUAUCGGAAAAAUUGUUGCUCAUCAAACAAGAGCUGCAGGUAUACCUUGGAAUUUCUAUCCAGUUGUCGAUGUUGGUCGUCAAAAACUAUGGUCACGACUUUGGGAAACAUUUGGUGAAGAUGUUAAACUUGUCACAGAUAUGGGCCGUGCUUACUUGGAAGGAAUGCAAGGAACAAAUUUAACAUCACAACAGAGUGUAGCCGGCUGUCUAAAACAUUACGCUGGCUAUGGGUUUCCUCUUUCAGGAAGAGAUCGAACGCCUGCAGUGAUUGAUGAACGUAUGAUGCUCGAGUAUUUCUUACCCCCGUUUGAAGAAGGAGUGAAAGCAGGUGCACUAUCUGUUAUGAUUAAUUCGGGCGAAGUGAAUGGGAUUCCGGGACAUGCUAAUCACCACUUAUUAACCGAAAUAUUAAAAAACACAUGGAACUUUCAAGGAUUUACCGUCUCUGACUGGGAAGAUAUCAUACGAUUGUAUACACGAGAUAAAACGGCUGAUAGUCCAAAAGAGGCAGUACGACAAGCUGUCAUGGCAGGUGUUGAUAUGUCUAUGGUUCCAUUCGAUUUUAGUUUCUUUGAUUUGGCAGUCGAGUGUGCUGACGAUGGUACCAUUCCAAUGGAUCGCAUAGAUGAUGCUGUAAGACGUAUUCUUAGAGUCAAAUUCGCAUUAGGCUUGUUUGAUGGUAAAAGCGCCUGGCCCGAUACUAACGCAGCGGCAACUUUCAAUAACCCAUCGUUUGAUGCUACAAAUCUUCAAGCUGCCCAAGAAAGUAUUACUUUAUUGAAAAAUGAUGGUGUUUUACCUUUACCAAAAACCUUUUCUAAAAUCCUCGUCACUGGUCCUGCUGCAGAUAAAUUAACAGUUCUCAACGGUGGUUGGUCACUGGUUUGGCAGGGAGAUAGAGAGGACUUAUAUCCAAAAAACUGGACGAAUAAAACUAUCCUCAAGACACUUCGAACACAAUUCGGUGAAGGCAAAAUUGAUUAUAUCAAUGGAACAGAUUUUGAUAAAAUUAUCGAUGUUAAAGCUGUUAUUGAUGCUGCAGCUACAGCUGAUUAUAUUCUUGUUUGUCUUGGAGAAAAGCCGUACACAGAAACAUUUGGCAAUAUUGCUGAUCUCACAUUAUUCGAAGCACAAUUAGAGUUCGUCGAACAAUUACAAGCAAAUAUUAGUAAACCUAUCAUCGUCGUUCUAGUUGAAGGACGACCACGUAUAAUUCGACGAAUUGCAGAUAUAUCAUCAGCUAUCAUAAUGAUGUAUUUGCCAGGAAUGGAAGGAGGUUCGGCUUUAGUCGAUGUACUUUUUGGUGAUUACAAUCCAAGUGGUUUAUUACCAUUCACAUAUCCGAAAUAUCCACAUUUGUUAACAACAUACGAUUAUAAGUGGAGCGAAGUACUAGUUGACAAUAAAAUUGAUCCUCAAUAUGAAUUUGGUCACGGUCUAAGUUAUACGACAUUUGAGUAUAAGAAUCUUAAAUUAUCCAGCACUGAAAUGCAAUGGAACGGCGAUAUACAAAUUUCUAUUGACGUUGCGAAUGUGGGUAAACUAUCUGGUAGUCAUACUGUACUACUCUAUGUUUCUGAUUAUUAUCGAUCAAUAACACCACCAAACAAACAAUUGAAAGGAUUUAAGAAAGUUUUACUUCAACCAACGAAAUCAGAGACAGUCACAUUUUCAUUAGACAGAAACAAUCUAUCAUUUAUUGGUAUCGAUAACAAACGUAUAAGUGAGGCCGGUUUAUUCGGAGUAAAAAUUGGAGAUAAAAGCGCUAAUUUCACAUUAUUGGCAUCAAAUGAUCCUGUCCCA